CGAUGGCAGACUGUUCGUACGCUCGCUGUGUCCAGGAGCGACGCUACAUAAGACGCGAGCUGGCCAAGUGGACGAAAAAUAUGGUGCAUAUAGUCGGACUAGAACGUGUCGCUGAAGAAUUGAUGGGACGCAGGAAAUGGAAACACUAUCAGGACGUCCUAACGCGACAACAGUUGAAUCUGCUGGACCCGAGUACAACAAACUCCACCGAGGACGAUCUGCUGAGCGGCACGACCGGCGUUGCUGCUGCCGCCGCUGCAGCUGCUGCAGCAGCAGCGGCCGCCCAAUUGCAGCAAGGGCAGCUGAUGAAUACCUCCAGCGCCACUACCGCUGCCGCAGCCCUCUCGCUUGCUGGCGGCGGCAUGAUCGAUCAAAAGACCAGUCCCGCCGCCAUAGUGGCCGCAGCGAACGCUGCUGCCGUAGCUUCCCUCACUACACCUGCCGCUGCCCAAGCUGCCAACACAACUGCCGCGACGGCUAUAGUAAGAAAUGGUCACUGUCAGCAAGGCGACGUAGAUGUCGACCCAAAAAUUGCUGCCCCCGCCGCCAGUCCCGACAGUCCCCGUGCCACCAACUGUCUGGCAUCGGAAAAGCUUAGCCCUCACUCUAGUGCCAGAUCACCGCGACACGGCAACGAAGAACGGUCGGUGUCACCCCGCGACUGUCACGCGAAUGAUAACGGCACCGCAACACCGUCGACUGGUACGACACUUGACGGAACGUCUCCCUGUCCUACGUCACCCACCGGAACGGUGGAAGAAGAUCCUGCUCGGCCCAAGUCAGCUUCCGGUCCGCAGCAAGUAACUGCCGAGCCAAGAAAACCGAACACACCCGACCGUCGCGCGUCUUCCGUGACAAGUCCCGAUCUCCGAGGAGAGGAGCCAACUGACACCGAGCUUGAAAGUGUGUCCAUUGUAAAACAAGAACCUGUGGAAACGUCAACAGAAAAUGCCGAAACGUCGCGAAUAAAAUCAGAACAACUAAACUCAGAAUCGACGACAGAGACCGCGACGGUUAAGUUGGCACUCACAUCCAAGAUACCGAUAAUCGGGACAAACAACAACAAUACUAUCAACAGCAACAACAACAACAACACAAUUCAGCAUCGCAGCAACGGUAUGGCGACAGACGAUGGUUCCACUGGCACUACGCCACUAGCAACCGAAACACCCACGGAACCGGAGGCGGCCACCCCGGUCGACUGGAAGCCACAGGACAAGUGCUAUUUCUGCGUCGACGGUAAGCUGCUGUCAGUGAAUGAGGCAGGCGAAAUGGUUCCAGAGUCAGGUCCAGCCCCGAUGGAAGGAGAACGGUUCCUGAAUCGACGGGUAACUGCUGCUGCCGCGAUGGCCGAAUCUGACAGCGAUACGAGUGAAAGCAGUGAGCCGGAGCUUUUGGCUAAUCUACUGAGUGUUGGUGCGGCCGGUGGAGUGUCUGCCAAAUCGCUGGCCGCGCUACUACGCGAUGCUGGAUCCUCACAAAAUCUACCCUCGUUGCAGUCGCUUGUCGCGCAGUACACUGCGGCCGCUUCUCUACAGGGCUGUCUUCAGCCAAAUCUUGCCCAGCUUUACAACCCACUCUGGUAUUCGCAACUGCAGCAGCAAAUAUCACCGACUACUGUCGAUUCGGCUACUGUCGGCGCAGGAGGGGCAACCGCAACUGCUGCCAUCAGUCCUACGACUGCGGCCAAAAUAGCCGCGGACCUAGGAACGGUCGGUGGAACGGGGGAGCAGCCGCUUGAUCUCAGCGCGAAACCGGGCACUUCCGGCAUGACAUCACUGCUGAGCAUGAUGGAUCCGAAGCACCUUUACAAGUCAAAAUCUCGGUUAUCACCUAUCGGGGGUCGAAAAACCUACACCGAGGAUGGUUUGCAGAACGCUCUGCAAGACAUACUAAGCGGACGGCUCGGUACGCGCCGGGCAGCGAUGCAGUACGGUAUACCGCGCUCGACGUUACGCAACAAGGUGUGCAAGAUAGCGAUCGGCAGCAAGCGUAGCAUGGCAUCACUGCUGGACGAUGAUGACGAUAAGGACUCGCAGGACGAUGAAACGAAGGAAGCCGAUCUUCUGGACAAACUACCCCAGCACGUGCUGGCGGACAUGCUGAUGAAGAUGUACGGUGGAACCGGUGGCACAACCCGAACGCAAGAGACCACUCUUACCCGUACUCCGCCUGCCACCGCAACACCUCCCGCGCAUCGUGCCACACCCGAGCCGGCCUCGUUAGAUAUUGCCGGCAUGAGUCUAAAGCCGAUCACACUCUCGUCGACACCGCGCCAAUCCGUUGCACCUACCGCGACUCCUCCAGCGACUACACAGCCACCGCAAUCGUCUCCACUAGUAGCUGCGGCCGCAUCCACCCUACUCAACCCGAAUCUGGUAAUGCAGGUAGAACGCUUAUUGCAGGCAACGGCGACUGGGCAAGCGUCUGGCGAAACACAGCAGGCACUGGCUGAGCUACCCGAGCUCCUCCGCAAGAUAAUCGAUCAGCAACGGCUGCUUGCGGAUCAAAUUAAAAAGGCCAGCGGUGUUGCCGGCGUACCUCAGGCGGCUGGUUCAAUACAACCGUCCGUGCCUGCAAGUUCGGGUUCCAGUCCCACCAUAGCCGGACUUAGCGCCGGAGCAUCCUCCCUGGUAAACUCCUCUGCACUUGAUGCGGCACUGGCGAGGUCUCCUUCACUCAGUGCUGCACUCAAUGCAAACGGAACUGCUGGCCAGGGCGCUUCUAUCGAUCCCUGUUAUCUUCCGUUUUUCCAACAGCUGCAACAGCAGCAGCAGCAGCAGCAGCAACAACAACAGCAGCAGCAGCAGCAACAGCAACAUGGGAAACUGCGUACAAUGUCCGCUGGAACUCCGGACACGCCUGCUUCGAUAUCCUCCAUCGAGCUGAAUGACGUGGCGAGUGGCGAUGAUCCACACGUCAUACUAAAGAUUCCGUCCUACGGAAGAGCCCCAGGCGCCUCCCCAGGAGUUGGCGUCCCUGUCAGUAGUAAAAAUGGCGACCUGGAACGCCACCUGCAACAUCACAAUAUGACAACUCCAUCGCCCCCGACCGCCGCGGCCGCUGCCGUGCUGAGCAGUCUCGUGGCGGCACCGGUCCGUGCAUCACAUACAUCGGCCAGUCCGCAAACAAACCUACUGAACAGUGUUGGCAACGGUGGUACCAGCAUUGGAGGUGUUGCCUCCACACCGACCUCCUCGCAGGUUUCGCUGGCAUCAUCUCUUUCGUCAUCAUCACCACUCUCUUCACUGUCGGUCGCAUCAUCGAUAGCGCAGCAGGAACGAGGGAAUGCACAGGCGAAUCACCUGUCGGUCAUAUCUCCACCCCUGAUGAACCUGCGGGGUGUCGUGAAAGCAGAAUCCGCCAUCUCUCCACCAGUCUCCGGACAUCACGGUUCAACGGCAUCAACGGGACUAUCGACGCCAGGCGGCAAAUCGAUGCUCUCCGUGCACGAGGUGAUAGCGCGAAGCAUCAGUAAAAACUUUCAACAGCAGCAAUCGGACAUUAUGCAUAAACAGCAGAUGGAUCAGAUGAAACGGCCCAGCAUAUCGGUCAUCAAAACGCUCGGCGACAUAUCGCACUUUGGCAACGGGAGCGCAGCCGUUGCUGCUGCUGCAGCGGCGGCCGCCGGGCUUGGGUCCGUCGGAAAUGCGGCGCAGUUGGCGGCAGCGGCUGCAGCUGCAGCCAACAAUACUGGCACCGGAGGCAAAGGCACACGCCCCAAGCGUGGCAAGUACCGUAACUACGAUCGUGACAGUUUGGUGGAGGCGGUAAAAGCGGUGCAACGAGGUGAGAUGUCGGUGCAUCGAGCGGGAAGCUACUAUGGCGUUCCACACUCCACGCUGGAGUACAAGGUAAAGGAGCGGCAUCUAAUGCGACCGAGAAAACGUGAACCCAAACCACAGCCAGGCCUGGACGAUCAUCGGCUCGGCGGUUCGUCGUCCAGCAAGGGAUCGGCAGAUGGUUCGUCUUCCCUGCGUGGGCUCGACAAAGGUAAAGGUGGCAUGGGUGGACUUGGUUCGAAAAGUGCCGCAGGUAUGGGAGGUCACGCCGGCAAAAACCAUCAUCAUUUGCAGCAACAGGUGCAGCAGGCACAGCAGUCCCAGUUUUCCACCAACUCACCCAACGGUGCCCUUGGUGCGAAAAUGCCAAUAUUUGAUGCAUCGUCCAUUGGUUACGGACCACCCUUCUUCUGGCCCCACCAUGCAUCCGGAUUCGGCGGAAUGCCGGGCGUAGACUUUUCACGCGGUCAACCUACACCGGAUAAUGUCUUUAACUCCCCAACACUUAUGCAGCGGUUUCAACAAGAAUCCACGGCCAGUCCAUUGUCGCCAGCAGACACGAGACAUUACGCGGGUGGAAAAUCAGGCCCCGCUGGUGUCAGUGCGGCGGCGGCCGCUAGUAUAGCCGCCCUGCCUAAAGGUAGCAGUGUGCGUGAAAUGGCCGAACAACUGUACGAUGGCAGUGGUGCCAAUGGUGGCUCCUUCCUGGACGACAUCAUACGGCAAAGUCUCGACAAAAAGUCGGGCGAACUCACGAGCGGCCACAAUGCGCUGUUCGAUCAUUUACUGAAAGGCAAACUGCGCUCGUCAGCAGCCGCUGUUGGUUCGGUAGGAUCGGCCGAAGAUACCAACACGGCCACACUGCUUGCCAAAGCAGCGACCAAACGACCAGCCACCAGUCCCCCGUUAGCCUUCCACCCGGAAAGUGUCAAACGCGAACGGGCCAGCCCCGGUGCGUCAUCCACAUCCUCCACCGGCAGCAGUAACAACAACCGACUGGGCGUUGGUCUUGGCAACGAUCAGCAACAUCACGGACAUGGUCUUCAGCAGCAGCAGCAGCAGCAGCAGUCGAACUCAUCACAAAUAGCCGCCUGUGUCAGCACGCCCGAACUACUGCUCGCGAAAAACGUCGAGAGCCUCAUGAAACUGCAAGAGAAUCUUUCGUCGAUGUCCGCGGCGCACUUACAACGGACCGCGAUGGAAGAACUCAACGGCAUGCAAGGCUCCACCGGUAUCUCCACAUCCCGAGGUUCUCUGAUCGGUCACCAAUCGGAUUUGGCCGAUCAGCAUGGCUCGGACGGUGAAACCGAUACGGACUCGCUGCGAUCUAACAGUAACCACCAUGGGCACAGCCUGCGUCACAGUCUGCUGCAGCAGCAUCACCACCACCAUCACCACCAACGGGGACUCACCGAUGACAGCUCAUAGGGUCGGCUGCGCGGUGCAUCGGCAAUGCAACUGCGACGACCCAUCUGCUGAACGCGUUUAAGGUGAAGUAUGUGAUGAUGCGCUGUGCU
Messenger RNA from Anopheles maculipalpis, 5299 nucleotides. It is a transcript of the gene Eip93F, whose product is annotated as mushroom body large-type Kenyon cell-specific protein 1. Gene Ontology annotation, molecular function: DNA binding. The transcript has 7 exons. Gene Ontology annotation, cellular component: nucleus. The record is from RefSeq and is a predicted model, not a curated record. Gene Ontology annotation, biological process: regulation of transcription by RNA polymerase II. Lineage: Eukaryota; Metazoa; Arthropoda; Insecta; Diptera; Culicidae. The coding region runs from base 3 to 5210 and encodes 1735 amino acids.